This is a messenger RNA of Knipowitschia caucasica, 666 nucleotides long. NCBI's taxonomy places the organism in Eukaryota, Metazoa, Chordata, Actinopteri, Gobiiformes, Gobiidae. The record is from the annotation of a GenBank genome assembly.
AUGACUGUGAUGAUUGACAAUUGGAUUGCUGAGUGUGACCAAUGUCAACGUGAGGGAAAGACUCUGGGUACAGUUGCACCACUCCAAACAAUAAAGGUGUCUGCUGUUUGGGAGCUGCUGGGGAUUGACCUAACUGGGCCCUUCCCCAAAACUACUGAUGGCUAUCAGCAUGGGUGCCCGAAACGGAUCCUGUCUGAUCAAGGGCGGGAUUUUGUAAAUGAGCUCAAUGAUUCUCUGUGCUCUCUGCUGGGCAUUGAGAGAAGCGUCACCGCUGCGUACCACCCACAGACUAAUGGGUUGGACGAAAAGACCAACCACAACAUCAAGAGAGCUUUGAUGAAGUCAAAGGUGCACAUCUCAACCAAACACACCCCAUUCCAGUUGAUGUAUGGGCGGGAGGCUGUGUUCCCCUCAGAGGUGCCUGUAGAUUAUCCUUGCAGCAGGAGACAAUCAUGGCACUUUCUUGACCCACCAAUCAAAAACAAGUGGAGGAAAAAUCAAGAGGCUUUUGGAGGAUUUGAAGAAGGGAAAAAUAGCAGAUUCACCAGGACACUGCCAAAUGUGACAGCUACACACCAAUGGAACUUGAGAGUGAGAAGGCGCUUGACAUACAAACAGAACAGAGCAAUGAGGGUAUGCCCCAUUGUACAAAGAAGAGCUAAAUGA